AUGGGAGAAAUCUCCCCCGGCGGGGCGACGGAAGAACACCACGGGCCCUGGGCCCGUUUCAACGGCUCGGGAAAAGUUUCGCGAUCAGACACCGGGUCUCUCGGCCUCUACGCCCCCACGGGGCUUUUGAGUUCACUCAGGACGAUGAUGACGUUGCCCGGGACAAAACAGACGUGUGAAUUUGACUCCUCGGACGAAGAGCCAGUCGAAGGAGAGCGGACUCCAUUUCACAUCUCCUGGUUGGACCCGUCACCUGUGCAUUAUCCACAGUUCCUGGGAUUAUGCUCUCUCCCAGGUUGCAGAUUUAAAGAUGUUGGACGAAAUCUUCAGAAGGAUCUAGGGGAACCGAAGAGCUGCGGCGCCCGGGACCUGUUCGUGUUCUGCACCCGAGGAGAACUAGCCAGCUGUUACGGAGGUCUGGGGCGCUCCUGUCUCGUGGCGGCCUGCCUCCUCCUCCGCUUAUCCGACACCGGAGCGAUCCAGGAAGUCAUAGACGGCCUUCGAAACCCAAGAGGGUCUGGAGCAAUUCAGACCAGAAAGAUGAGGGAACCGAGGCCCAGAAAAGCGAAGGGACUUGCCCGCGGCCAACCGGGCAGAAACAUCUGCGACUGCGAGCCCUUGUCGGGGAUUGUCUCUGUCUGAUGCCGAAUUUCGAAUCGUACCGUGUCCGGCACCCAGUAGGGCGCUCAGUAAAUACGACUGAACGAACGAACCCAGGCCCUUCUGAUUCCCAGGCCCGGGCCUCCG
This is a messenger RNA of Ornithorhynchus anatinus (platypus), 747 nucleotides long. It is a transcript of the gene CDKN3, whose product is annotated as cyclin dependent kinase inhibitor 3. Gene Ontology annotation, molecular function: protein tyrosine phosphatase activity. Bases 1 to 642 code for a protein of 213 amino acids. NCBI's taxonomy places the organism in Eukaryota, Metazoa, Chordata, Mammalia, Monotremata, Ornithorhynchidae. The transcript has 8 exons. The record is from RefSeq and is a predicted model, not a curated record.